This is a messenger RNA of Penicillium cataractarum, 1404 nucleotides long. RefSeq lists its product as uncharacterized. Lineage: Eukaryota; Fungi; Ascomycota; Eurotiomycetes; Eurotiales; Aspergillaceae. Gene Ontology annotation, cellular component: FANCM-MHF complex; Fanconi anaemia nuclear complex. The coding region runs from base 1 to 1404 and encodes 467 amino acids. The record is from RefSeq and is a predicted model, not a curated record. Gene Ontology annotation, molecular function: chromatin binding; protein heterodimerization activity. The transcript is spliced from 5 exons. Gene Ontology annotation, biological process: resolution of meiotic recombination intermediates; replication fork processing.
AUGUCGACUCCCAACCCGCGCAACCGCCGGUCAAUGGGCAUCUCGGGGGCCGAGACGAAUACUCCCUCUGGCGAGACUACAUUGACUGGGCUCCAGCGCCUCCCGAGUCAUACGCGCUACCCGCUCACGCCCAGUCGCCUCAUCACGACAACGACGCCGUCUGCGCAAAGAUCUAUUUCUCGGUUCACGCCUCGGGGAAGACCGUCCAUGGCUCCAUCAACUCCAUAUGGACUUCGUGCCCGACAGCAAAAGGCCGCAAACACGCCCGGUCGCGAUCGACGACGGAGUGGACGAGUUCAGCGCGAGACUACAUUUGAUAUCUUGAGGAACCUUGGAAGAACGCUUGCACCCGUCUCAAAGCCAAUUCAAUCAUCGCCUCAAGAAGAAGUGAAGCCCGUGGAGGAGCCGAUAGAUGAGAUCGAAGAACUGGAUAAUGAGCCCGAAUUGGAGCGACCACGGGUCUCUCUUCCCAUGCAAGGAAGUGCAGAGGGCAGCGAAGAGGGCAGUCCUGAUAUACCCCCGCCUCGCUUGUCGCUUCCAUUUGACGACGAUGAUAUGACCUAUCAGUCCGUCGAGUUUCCUCGAAGGGAUCUAGCUAUCCGAGAUCAAGAACAAAUUGAACUUAGGCGCCGUCAUCUGCGGGAAAGCGAGGACUUUGGGGAAACCCAACUAGAGAGCGAUUCUGACGCUGGGGAAGAAACUGGCAUCAUAAUUGAUGACGGUUUUGGAGAUGAUACCAUGAUCAGUGGAGGUGAAUUUGAUCGAGGUGGAGAGACCGAGGACUUGCGCGGGUUCCAUUUCGACAUGAACUUCCCAUCUCCGAAUGCAAAUCCAAUGGAUGAUGAGCCAUUGGAAGGGGAGGACGGGUACACGGACGGAUUUGAACUGUCUGCGGGCGACAUCCAGCCGGUACCUGCGACGCCAUCGGACGAUGGCAAUGACGCAACUGGCGGCUUUGGGUUUGGUCUCGACUUCCCAACAGCCGCAUCUCCAAGCCAAAGCCCUGGAAUCAUUGGAGGUGGCCUGCGGGACGAGGGGUUCCCCACGCAGGGAAAGCAGAAGAAGUUUUCCCGUCAUGGAAUCCCCGUGCCAAAUUUGCCCGCUGGAGUGGUCAAGAAGUUGGCCACUCAAUUUGCCCGCACGGGAGCUGGUUCCAAGACAAAGAUCAACAAAGCUACGCUAGCUGCCAUCGAGCAGGCAUCCUCGUGGUACUUUGAACAAGUCAGCCAGGAUUUGGCCGCGUAUUCCAAGCACGCUGGUCGUAAGACCAUCGACGAGAGUGAUGUGACCACCCUGAUGAGGAGGCAACGUCAUAUCAAUAGCUCCACAACGGUAUUCUCCCUAGCUCAGAAGCAUCUCCCCAAGGAGCUACAACAGGAUAUGAGACUGGCCAUGCCUCCAUGA